Messenger RNA from Lampris incognitus (smalleye Pacific opah), 2485 nucleotides. Its product is annotated as spermatid perinuclear RNA-binding protein-like. Gene Ontology annotation, molecular function: double-stranded RNA binding; single-stranded RNA binding. The record is from RefSeq and is a predicted model, not a curated record. Lineage: Eukaryota; Metazoa; Chordata; Actinopteri; Lampriformes; Lampridae. Gene Ontology annotation, cellular component: precatalytic spliceosome.
GCUCCACGUUGCUCUCUGUCCGGAUACGAGCCGAACCGAGCCGAAAACGGGACUUAUCUGUCUUUCCUCCUUCUUUCCUCUUCCGCCGGGACGACUGCGAGAGAAGCGUGCUUUCGGAGCGUCGGGGGACGUGGAGCGAUCCGACCUUCUUUCCUUCCCACCCGACACUGAGAGUCUGUUGAACGACUACAUCUUUGGAGUGAGAGGCAGACCGACGAGUCGAGAUUGACUGCAUGAAGAGGUGGAUUCACAGGACCCUGGUCCUGACCUAGGCCCCUCCCACCGACAUAUGCCCCGCCCCUAAACAUGAGGUCGUUCCGAUCGUUCGCAAACGAUGACCGCCACGUCAUGGCAAAGCAUGCCAGCAUCUACCCGGCGCCAGAGGAGCUGGAGGCGGUGCAAAAGCUGGUGUCCACUGUGGAGUGCGCCCUCAAGAAGGUCUCCGAUUGGAUGGACGGCCUAAACCAACCCUCAGGGAAGACCCCCGCCAACGAGGACGGCGAUGACGGCACGGCGGCAGCCGACACCGACACCAAGCUGGAGUCCAGCUCUGUGUUGUGUGGGGUGAUGCGCAUCGGCCUGGUGGCCAAAGGCCUGCUGAUCAAAGGCGACAUGGACCUGGAGCUGGUUCUGAUGUGCAGGGAGAAGCCCACCAAACUGCUGCUGUACACGGUCAGCGCCAACCUGCCCCUGCAGAUCCAGACGCUGACUGACGACAAGUACGAGGUGCGGUCGUGCAUCCCGGAGGCAGCCAUCCUGGUCUGCAACACCACAGACCCCAGACUCAGGUUGAAAAUCACCCUGUCCUCCUUAGCCAUGAAGGAAGAGCACAACACCCCAGAGCCAGAGGAAGGCGCGCAGACGGAGGAGAGGGAGAAGCAGGAGGAGACGACGGAGGAGAGGGAGAAGCAGGAGGAGACGACGGAGGAGAGGGAGAAGCAGGAGGAGACGACGGAGAAGCAGGAGGAGACGACGGCGGAGGAGCAGAAGGAGGAGGAGGAGGAGGAGGAAGGUGUUCUCGACAGGCAGAGCUGCCGGGCCGCCCUGGCAGCGCUCCGACACGCCAAAUGGUUCCAGGCGAGGGUGACGGAUCUGAAGUCCUGCGUCAUCGUUAUGCGUGUCCUCCGAGACGUGUGCAACCAAGUGCCCGUGUGGCAGCCCCUCAAAGGAUGGCCGUUGGAGCUCAUCUGUGAGAAGGCCAUAGCCACCUGCAGCCGGCCCCUGGGGCCCGGCGAGGCCCUGCGCCGCGUCAUGGAGUGCAUCGCCUCGGGAAUCCUCCUGCCAGGCGGCCCCGGAGUUGAUGACCCCUGUGAGAGACGGCCCAGCGACACGCUGGCGGCCCUCAGCGCCCGGCAGGCGGAGAGCGUCACACACAGCGCUCAGCAUGCGUUACGCCUCCUGGCCUUUGGACAGCUUUACAAGGUCCUGAGUAUGGAUCCCCUGCCCACAAACAAGCCUUCAUCCAGGCUUUCUGAAGGCAGCUGUCCCAAGAGGCACCGUGAGGAUGGAGCGAUGAACGACCGAGACUUCAUCAAGAGAAUGAAAGUCCUGGACUGGAGGAUGACGGACCCAAACCACCCCAUGAACGCCCUGAUGCGGCUGAACCAGAUCCAUCCGGGCCUCCAGUACCGGCUGCUGUCCCAGUCCGGCCCGGUCCACGCCCCCGUCUUCACCAUGUCUGUGGAGGUGAACGGGACCAUCUACCAGGCCAACGGCAACUCCAAACGCACCGCCAAGCUGCAAGUCGCUCUGAAGGCACUGCAGGCUCUGGGCUUGGUGGCAGGCUGUGACGGGGACCAGGACUCGCUGAGCGCCGAUGAGAAGUCUGAUGGUGAAGGAAGAAAUGACAGGAUGUCCAGUAGCUCCAGCGCCGCCUCGGUGGCCUCUUCCACAGACGCACAGGAGUCCAGAGCUCCAGGCCCCAUCCUGACAGCAGGGGGGAAGAAUCCGGUCAUGGAGCUGAACGAGAAACGUCGAGGUCUAAAGUAUGAACUCAUAUCAGAGAGCGGCAGCAGCUAUGACAAACGCUUCAUCAUAGAGGUGGAGGUGGACAAGCAGGUGUUCCGCGGCUCGGGGCCCAACAAGAAGGUGGCCAAGGCCAGCGCUGCCCUGGCAGCUCUCAAGAGCCUUUUCUCCGGCUCAAAAUCCACCACCAGCAAAAAGAAACGGCCCAAUCCUCCUCCAAAGAGACCAGUUGCGUCGGUGCUGACCCUCCCAGUCCAUGCUGCCAGGCCCAGAGGUAUCCCGGUAAUUCCCAGGGCUCCUUACAUCAGCGCUCCACACACACAUGGCUACAUUCAACCAGGCUUCAGUGCUCCAUACGGGUACAGCCCUGCAGGCGCCCUCCCGGCAUAUGGUUUUCCCUCCAGAUUGCCCUCAGUAUUUGUCCCAGUCAUGAGAGUCCCGACACCAUUCCCCGUCACCCAUCUCUACCCCUAUUAGGACAACCCCCACCUACACCCUAAACUUCAUCCAACUCAGUGGA